AUGGCGCCUUACGACGACUGGAACAAGGACGACGAUGAGGACGAGGAGCUGCAGGACCCAUCCCUCUACGAAAGCAAACGCGACGUGAUUCUCUUCUGCAUCGACUGCUCACCCUCAAUGCUCGAAAUGCGCGAUGACGAGCGCUAUGAGGACGUGCAGACAUGCAACCUCAUGGUCGCACUUGAGGCAGCGAUGCAGAUUCAGAAGAAAAAAGUGCUUGUUGGGCCGAACGAUGCCGUCGGCAUCGUGCUCUUCAAUACGACGAAGAGAAACGAUAACGCUGAUGAUAGCACGGACGUCAAGAAGGGUACAUAUGUGUACCAACCUCUGGCUACUAUCGAUGCACCGAAAGUCAUGGAACUUGUUCAGCUCUUGGAUGAGGCACGAGAGAAACCUGACUUCUUACGGAAGACAUUCCCUCCUAUGACCGACAAGCGGAUAGCUGUUGGUGAUGUGCUCACGAGCUGUAACUGGGUUAUGCGCGAUGGAGCGCCAAAGACGGCCACCAAGCGCAUAUUCUUCAUUACUGAUGAGGAUGACCCCCAUCCUGGACCUAGCGGCCAUCGCUUCAUCACGUCCGCUCGUACGACAUUGAUUGAUCUCAUGCAAACCGGCGUGACCGUGGAACCAUUUUUCAUCGGUACCGAGGACAAACCAUUCGACCCGGCCAAAUUCUACUCGUCGGUCCUGCUCCCGACGAAUCUGACCGACCUGGACGAUAUUAGCGAUGGUGACCCAGGAUCCAUUCUCCCGGAGUCGAUCUCAAUCACCCGAGUGGAGGAACUCCUGGCCCAGAUGCGGUUCCACGAAGUGCCGAAGAGGGCGCUGUUCAGUGUCCCCCUGACCCUUGCGCCGGGUUUCAUGAUCGGCGUAAAAGGGUAUGGACUCAUUACAGAACAGAAGAAGGGCGCAUACAGAUACUUUGCGGACCUUGGGGACAGAAUGGAGCCGGUGACCUCGCGCGCCGCUUACGUGGAUGAGGAUCGAGACGCAGAAGCCGACAAGGCUGAGAUUCUGUAUGGGAUGGACCUCGGUGCGCCCUCGGCAGAGGUGGACGGCGAGGAGGGCCAAGACGCCAAAACGUCCGACGUGGGUACCCGGGCGGUGCAGCUUGGCAGCAGGGUGUUCUACACGGCGGACGAAGUGCGCUCGUUCCGCACGCUUGGGCUGGAGCCAGGGAUCAAGCUGCUAGGGUUCAAGGACCGCAGCGAACUUGCCUUCGAGGACAACGUCAAGCACUCGGUAUUCGUGUAUCCAGAUGAGAUGACUUACUCCGGUAGCAAGCGGACAUUCACCGCGCUGCUGAGGACAAUGAUCAAGAAGGAGAAGAUUGCGAUCGUCCUCGCCCUCAUGCGGCGCAAUGCCUCUCCCGUAUUUUGCGCCGUGCUUCCACAGGCGGAGAAGGUAGACGAGAGCGGCUGGCGAGAGCCACCAGGUUUCCAUCUUAUCCCCCUGCCGUUCGCAGAUGAUAUCCGGGCCGCCUCUCAGCAGAAAGGUUUUCGGGCAUCGACGGAACUGGUGGCGGCCGCCCGCAAGUGGAUCGAGAAGCUCAAGGUGAAGAACGGAUCGUAUCCGCCCGACUCGUACCCGAACCCAGCGCUUGCGUAUCACAAUACGCAGCUCGAGGCCAGUGCGUUCCGCGAAGAUUUCGAUCCAGACGCCUUCGAAGACCUGACGGUGCCGAAACUCGACAUGAUGCACAAGCGCGCAGGCAAGCUGAUCGAGGAAUGGAAGCAGGCGCUCGUAGAGGACGACACGGCCAACAUCGUCGCGGCGCCACCAACGACUGGCCGGAAACGCAAGGCGGAAACCCAGGACGUCGCCGUCGACGAAGCAGAGGUGCGGAGGUUGUAUGACGGGGAACAGCUGCACAAGCUGCGCGUCGAGGAUCUUAAGAACUUCCUCAAGAGCAAGAGCGAGCCCGUCUCGGGCAAGAAGGCGGACCUCGUCGAGCGUGUCGCGGAUUGGCUGGAUGCGCACCCGACGGGGUGAGCAGCGUGACCUUAAUUGCGCGCACACGCCCGGUUCUGGGUGCGCCGUUCCCGCGACCACCGUGGAUGGUGCGGCGGACAACUCAGUUUGACUUCGCUUCCAGAACACAGUGCCGCGCGGUGCCUGGCAACAAUGGCCACGGCGCUGGGCCGUACUGUGUGCCCCGUCCCCCUCCCUCGGGCUGCGGGAAGUCUCUCGGUGCCGG
Molecule: messenger RNA, 2197 nt
Organism: Trametes versicolor FP-101664 SS1
Lineage: Eukaryota; Fungi; Basidiomycota; Agaricomycetes; Polyporales; Polyporaceae
Product: ku70-like protein
Exons: 18
Coding region: 1-1992 (663 amino acids)
Biological process (GO): cellular response to X-ray; double-strand break repair via nonhomologous end joining; cellular response to gamma radiation
Cellular component (GO): Ku70:Ku80 complex; nucleus
Molecular function (GO): DNA helicase activity; damaged DNA binding; double-stranded DNA binding
Source: RefSeq, a predicted model, not a curated record